AAUGGGACAGAACCAAAGUAGCGAUAGUGAGCAAAUUGAGACACUAGAGGAAAAGGAACCCAGCCCAGACCCAGGGGGUCUUGAGAAGGAAGGAAACACAAGCGAGGUGACCUGCAGAGAGGUGGAGGAUGGAGAGGGACUGGUAAGGGAAAGGCUGGAUAUGAGCCCAGGCACACAGCCAGCAUCACCUACUCUGAAGCUGGAUACUCACUCUCUCAAAAAAGGGGCCCCUCCUAUAGACUGGGAAUGGAUACAGGGAGGGGAUGGAGAAAGAGAGGGAGGAAGAAAAAGAGGAGAGGGCGAGGGAGGCAGGACUGAAUUUCAGGGUUUGCAGAAGCUGAAAAAUAUUCAAGUCACUAAGAGAGGCGCGUUGAGCACUGAAGUUGCCGGCUCUUUCAAACCAGAGUGCAUAGCUGUGGCAGAAAGGAGCAACAGGAUAAACAUGGAGAACUCACUGAAUGAAAGUCAUGAAUGGAAGGUAAUGCCAAAGGACAACAUCCAGGACCUUGCAUGGGACUUAACUAGCAAAGAGGAGAAUGAGAAAGAGAGUGUCAUUUCAGUGGUUACUGGCAGCCAUAAGGAACAAGAUGGAAGCAGCAUGACCGAUACUUUGGAUGCUCCUGACAUUGAGGCCUUAACUGUCACAGAGGAUUUACAUGAUGAUUAUUUUUCAUUUGAGGCACCAAACACUGAGGCACCAAUCAGAGUAAAGGAGAAGGACGAUCUAGAGACAAUGAAUCCUCUAUUGCAAAUGAAUUUACCUGGAGAAAAUCCACUAUGGCAAGACAGACCUUCUACCUGUGUAAUGUCAUGUGAACCAUACUUGGCUGAAGAUGACAGAAGAUCAUCAGUUUCUACUUCUCCUAGAAGCAACCUAAAAUUACAAUGCCAAGAGAAGGUAAUUUCUAGUGAACCGGGUAAUUUGGGGGUACAGGAGCAUACAGUAACUCUUGCCACAUUUGACCUGCUGGACAGAUCUGAGUUUAAAACAACAGAGAUGUUAUUACCGAACAGCGGAGAUGUCUGUUAUUUCACCACCACAGUGGAGAGCAAAAUCAGGGAUAACUUUGAAAAUAUACAAAAACCCCAGGCUGCAGGUAGUAACAUAGAGUGUACUAAUACAACAGAGAAGAGCACAACUAACCCAGAUUUCUCAGCUGAGGCAUCUUUGUGCAGUGCAAUCUACAACAUUCCAACCAUGUCAGGGUUUGAAGAGAUACAGGAAGAAGAAAAGCACUCAUCUACAUCAUACUUGGAGAAACAGAAGAAUAAUGCAGAGAGAAAAUCUGAGUUCACAUGUGAUGCAGGAGGAGUGUAUAAGGAUGCUGAAGAGGUCCCUCUUGAAAAAGAAGACAGAGUUGAUUAUCAUCCCCCAACAGAGACAGUCAAUGUUCAAACUGAGAAAAUUCCUGAGCAGUUUCUGGCAGUGGUAACUGGACAGUCUGAGAUGCUGUCACUUCCUGAAAUGGCAAUGGGUGAAAUGGCUCUCCAUCCGGCCUUGAACGUAACCCUGGAAUCUAAAUAUGUUAGGGAGAGUGAAAUGAGAAAUCGAGACAUGUUUGUCUUUAAACCUAGAACAUCAGAGAGUGACUGGGACAAACAAUUGGGUAAAAUUCUGUUUUCCAACCAAGACAGCAGUGAGGGAAACACUGUGGCAACAGUGAAUCUUUUGAAUAAGCGAUCAACUGGAAUGUUAGAGGAAGAUAGAAACAAAUCCUUUGGUGAGAUGACAUCACCACUGAGUGACAGAGACAACCAGAGUGCUGACAAAAACCUAAUUUCAUUUACAGCUAUUUCUCAGGAAGCAUCUGGAUCAGUGAACUCCAAGCUCAUCUCUGUGUCAGAAAGCACUGCAGGUCAUGAACAUGACAGGCAUCUGCUGUCACAUGUAGAAUCAAAGCAUCGUGAACCUUUGCCUGAACUUUCAAAAUCUAUGGACAGACAUGAACUAAAAAAUAUGACAAAAGAGACAAAGCUUUCCAUUGAAGACCCCGUAAAAUUAUUCACUGGUCCGGUUAAGGAUGGAUGUGUGAGUUCUGUACAGCAGAACCCUAGGACAGAUAAUACCUCCACUCAUCUAUUUGUACAAAAUCCCAUGCAACUGCAAUCCAUUGGACAGUCUCACACUCCUGACAGUGACACUACUAUGCCAACCCAAACUGAUCAACACAUUGCAACAAGGAAUGAACAAACGCCUGUAUCUGCUCAGGGUGUCAUCCCAGCAAGGGAAAAAGCUGAAGACACACCAAAAGGCAAGCCUGUGUCUAACUUGAUAAAAGAAACCAUCCAGUUGCAUGAGAAGAAGAAGGAGUGGACCAAAUCUGCAGAGGUGAAAGCUGAUGUGGUUUUGGACUCUGCACAGUCUGUCAAAGUGGCACAGAUAAAGGCAGCAUUCGACUCGCCAAAAAAGUCACUGGAAAAAAGUCUGGAACAAAAACCUUCAGUUAGGAAAGAUAUGAGACGGGUGGUGCGGCAAAGUAAGUUCCGGCACGUGUUCGGCCAGGCGGUGAAGAACGAUCAGUGCUAUGAUGACAUCAGGGUGUCCCGGGUUACGUGGGACAGCGCCUUUUGCGCAGUCAACCCCAGAUUUGUUGCCAUCAUCGUGGAGGCCAGUGGUGGUGGAGCGUUCAUGGUUCUGCCUCUUCAAAAGACGGGUCGUAUAGAUAAGUCCUACCCGACGGUAUGUGGACACACAGGGCCUGUGUUGGACAUCGACUGGUGUCCUCACAAUGAUCAGGUGAUUGCCAGCGGCUCAGAGGACUGCACCAUCAUGGUUUGGCAGAUCCCCGAGAACGGUUUGGUGACCCCUAUGUCGGAGCCUGUGGUGGUACUGGAGGGCCACUCCAAAAGGGUGGGCAUUAUCACUUGGCACCCGACAGCCCGCAACAUUCUGCUCAGUGCUGGCUGUGAUAAUAUGAUCAUGAUCUGGAACGUGGGCGUGGGUGAGGCGCUCAUCACGCUGGAGGACAUGCACCCAGAUGUCAUCUUUAGUGCUUGCUGGAACCGCAAUGGCAGUCUCAUCUGCACGGCCUGCAAGGACAAGAAAGUGCGUGUUAUUGACCCACGCAAGGGGGAGAUUGUUGCGGAGAGGGAUAAGGCCCAUGAGGGCGCAAGACCCAUGAGAGCCAUCUUCCUGUCUGAUGGGAAUGUCUUCACUACUGGCUUCAGCCGCAUGAGCGAGAGGCAGCUCGCACUCUGGAACCCGCAAAACAUGGAAGAGCCGAUUACAGUCCACGAAAUGGACACGAGCAACGGAGUCCUCCUGCCUUUUUAUGACCCUGACACCAACGUGGUGUACCUGUGCGGAAAGGGUGACAGCAGCAUCCGUUACUUUGAGAUCACUGACGAGGCACCAUAUGUGCAUUAUCUCAACACAUUUUCCAGCAAGGAGCCGCAGAGGGGGAUGGGAUACAUGCCCAAAAGAGGCCUGGACGUCAACAAGUGUGAGAUCGCCAGAUUUUACAAGCUGCAUGAGAGGAAGUGUGAGCCUAUCAUUAUGACUGUGCCAAGAAAGUCGGACCUGUUCCAGGACGAUCUGUAUCCUGACACGGCAGGACCUGAUUGCGCCAUUGAGGCCGAGGACUGGUUUGAGGGCAAAAACGGCGAACCUAUCCUGAUCUCGCUCAAGGACGGCUACAUCCCAGCCAAGAACCGUGAUCUCAAGGUGGUCAAGAAGAACAUUCUGGACAACAAGCCGAAGCCCAGCAAGAAUGCAGAGAACAACGCCACUGCUCCUGCCCCUAAAACGGCCAGCGCAGCCCCGAGUGUCAAAAGUGACCCCAAAUUGGAUGAGGUCCUGAAAGAGAUCAAAUCCCUCCGAGAGCUGGUGAGCAGUCAGGAAAAGCGAAUCGCCAAGCUCGAGGAGCAGUUGUCCCAGAUGGACGUCUGAAGGACCCAGUCCCCCCCGCCCCUCCCCCAACAACUUUUCAGGAAAUUCUAUUGGCCAGGUGGGCGGGACUAGUCACUGCCAGUUACUGCGACUUUUUUCCGCCUGAGACCUGCCCAACAUUCCAAGACGAACUUUUUUCCCCUCUAUUGAUUUAUUCUUUUUUUUUGUUUUGUUUUUUGUUUUUUAAACCCUUCAACCAGGUACAUUUACAAAACGACAGCAAGAAAGAGACUAAGCAUAGAUCUCUCAAAAGCCAAGGUUUUUUUCUUCUUUUUUUUUCUUUAAACUAAACCUUGUUCCGAAAGUGACACUUGUAAUGUUUAGUUUUUUUUUCAAAAGGUGUUAAGCAUUCUUUCUUUUCUUAUAGUACAUAAAAAGAAAUUGUGACCAAUAUUCCAAUGUGAAGCAUUCGCCAAACUUGUGUAUGCUUAGAUAUUGAAACCAGUAUUGCAUUCCUCCCCACCCCUUCUUCUUUGUUGCCAAAUUUUUAGAGGAAGCUUACAUGGGCCUCCUUGACAGUAUUUGACCAUAGUUUUUUUUUUUUUGUUUUGUUUUUUAAGAAAUACACUUAGUCCACAUUGUACAAAAAGGGACAUUGCAAUAGGCUGGUAACGCAAGUGAGGGGAUUUAUUUGAUUUCUUCGACCCUUUAAAAGCUCUACAAGAAAUAUUCCUGUGUUGAUGCUGAUUUUAACCAAGCAGGCUGGAUGUACAGAUUGACAGAGGAAAGCAACAGAGGAAAGCAACAUCCACAUACUGACACGGUUUUAUAUUUAGCUUGAACUUUUUUCAGAAUUCUGUUUAACAUGAACAUUUAGAGCCUUUUUUUUGUUUGGAAAUGGUUUGUAUAGUGGUAUAACGUUUCAGCAUUAUCCGUGAACACUGAACACGGUGUCUCAUCGACACUUGUCUGAUUUUUCUCAUCAUUCCAAACUCUUCCCUUCCCCUCUGUCACACCCACCCCCACCCACCCCCAGAAUUAGUAUCCUAUCCUUAUUCUAAAUGCAUGCAAUAAAGGUUUUUUUUCUUCCUAAUUUCUGAACAUAUUCCCGAAUCUCCCCUCCACCCACGUCUCAUUUUCUGUCUUUGGUAAAAUAGUUGAGUCAAAAGUUCCACAUGAUGGUCCAUGUUUAAAAUAUCCAGCAGUUUUUUUUUUGCCCCCUCUACCCCCAGAUGAUUCUGUAUUAACAUUUUACAUCAAAUCAGUUGUUAUUCAGACAGGGCCUGAUUCUGGCUCAUGGUGGAUAUGUUGAUGUGAUAUUUGAACAUCCUGUUAGCCAUGUUAGCAUUCUUUAUCAUGCCACCUUUUCCUUAUUUUGUUUUUCUUUUUUUUCCCCUUUUGUUAGUAUUUACAUUUCUAACUCCAAAUUGAAUCUCGUAAGACUAUGUAACUUCCUGGACAUGUAGUUCCUCAACAUGCUUCAGUGCAUCUUGAUCUCUAGGCUGAUGCCUUUGCCCUACUCUUCUAUACUUCCUGUUUCUGUUGUUCAGGAAGUAGUGACUGCCCUGCUCUCUUAGCCAUGCAAAACUGACUCUUGCUUUGGGUGUAGCUCAAGUUUGUCUAGACUGUGUCCUAUUCUAUAAAUGAAGAGUAAACGCUGACUCAGGUUAAGACAUGCUUAAUGGGUAAGGUGCUUCAGGGUCAGGGGAAUAAAACAGUGAUUUCACACUUGCCUUUUUUCCCCCUCCAUCAGAAAAAGUCCAUAUCUCACUAUAUAUGCUUUAUAGCAUGUUCAUAUUAUAAGUUGUUCAUAAUAUUGGUAAAAAAAAAAUGUAUGAGAUUUAAGAUGAUCAGGAGGAUGUAUGCCAUCUAGAGGAAUAAAAAAAAUCAAGGGAAGUUGAGAAUAACAGUUUGUUUGUUAUAUUGGAAUAUUGAUAAUGGAAUUUUCCACUCGUAACAUCCUAUCAUCUAAAUUUUGACUAACUUUCUAUCUUAUGAUCUGAUUGAAUGAGAGGUUUUCAAGGGAUUUUUUUGGAAGCUCUCAAAAAAAUCCUGAUGGUUGAGGGAGAAAAAAACACCAAGCGUGAAAUCACCGUAAGAACGUUUCUGUUGUAAUUCACGUGAUUACCUCAGUGUACGGCUCCUGCUACCUUUUUUUCCCGUUUUGGUCUUUGGGCUCUUCUUUCUGGAACUGAGAUGUGUUCACAGGUGUCUUAGAUCCUCUUUAUUGUUGCUCACACCACGUAUGAAAUGUACAGUACCUUUCUGUCUUAUUGUCCCUUCAUCAACACUGUUUUAGUUAAGAUUUUAGAAGGGAUUUUGUUGAGUCAAGAGCUUUAUUUACAUGUGAUGAUGGGGGUAAGGUUCUGGAAGAAUAGAUGUGCCAUUUUUUUGAUACGCUAGCUAGUGUUUUUUGUUGUUUUAGAGAAUGGUGGAUGCAUGCAUGAAAGAGUAAAAAGAUUUACUGUUAAGUCUGAAUUGGUAGAACAACUUUGGAGGUUUGAGCCUGAUUUAGUUUUUGUAGCAACGUAUAGAAUUGAAAUUUUGAACCUUUUAUACCGUUGAUUUGAUUUCUCAAAUGUGACUGGUCAGGAGGUGAAACAAAGUAUUUGUCAUUCAUUAUUAAAUAAAUAAAUAAAAAAGUGUGUGUUGCUAAAUUGCUGUGUUCCUAACACUAAAGUCAAUCCACUUCUCAGACACACACACACACUUCAUUGCCUAAUUAUUUUACUUGUAUUCCUCCAAAACUAUUCCAUAAAGCAGUGAAAAGUUUCGUGGUUGUUUUCAAACAAGUAAUCGUUUCCAGCUAAGAAAACCACCGGUGUUUAUCAUGUUACUUUAAAAAGGUAUUAAAGGUAUUAGCGUCACUGCUCCGUUGACUUGUACUGUAUUUGUGUCUGAGAAUAAUUGGAUUUUGUGAUUAGGACACCUUGUUGAUUUGAAUCCCACUGGUUCAAGUGAAAUCAAACUUGUUAGUAGUUUUUUCACUGAUCCCAAUAUUAUUGUGAUGUAAGGUCGUAAUGGUUGCUUUUCCCUCCAAGGUUAUGGAGUGUUUCUGUGAGUUUUGUGAUGUGUUGUAACAGAGUAUGUGACAAACCUGAAGGAUUUUGGUAAGGUUGAUGAGAGCUUGAACUAGAAAGCUUGGAGGAUGUGAUUUCAUGAAAUUGCUCUGUAAAUAUCUCCACUUCUCAUUCCAAUGCUGCCUCUGUCAAACUGCAUAAGAAACUGAAGCCAUAGUUUCCAAACUCCCCCUGUUCACUUUAAAUGGAACAUAAAGUGAAUAAAUCCAAUAAAGUCUGAGGAAAAAAAAA
Molecule: messenger RNA, 7140 nt
Organism: Tachysurus fulvidraco (yellow catfish)
Lineage: Eukaryota; Metazoa; Chordata; Actinopteri; Siluriformes; Bagridae
Gene: coro1ca
Product: coronin, actin binding protein, 1Ca
Exons: 11
Coding region: 2-3889 (1295 amino acids)
Biological process (GO): neural crest cell migration; actin filament organization
Molecular function (GO): actin filament binding
Source: RefSeq, a predicted model, not a curated record